Messenger RNA from Cydia splendana, 16404 nucleotides. It is a transcript of the gene poe, whose product is annotated as E3 ubiquitin-protein ligase UBR4. The transcript has 95 exons. The coding region runs from base 77 to 15553 and encodes 5158 amino acids. Lineage: Eukaryota; Metazoa; Arthropoda; Insecta; Lepidoptera; Tortricidae. The record is from RefSeq and is a predicted model, not a curated record. Gene Ontology annotation, molecular function: zinc ion binding; protein binding.
AGAGUACCAAAGUGACAGGACAGAAAUACGUACAGCAAAUGUUAAAGAAGUCGAAAAAGAAAAUAUUUGUGCGAUAAUGGCCGCUUCGGGAGGAAAUAUCGAGUGGUCUACUACAGUUAAACCAAUAUUAACAGCUUUGUACGGCCCAUUUUUCGACAAAAAUGAUGCUGCAGAAAUAAUACAAUCGAUCCUCAAAAGUGAAAACGAGUUUCAGAACCAUGCUGAAAGAUACGAUCUCUUCUACACAUGUUUUGCGUGCCUAUCCGCGCAUUUUAUCACUGUCAACGCUUCAAACUUGUCGCCCGAUCAGCUAGGGCCAGCACGCGAUGCGUUCCGCGUAAUCCUACGACAGAUCCUCAAGAAACUAUCCGAGGCAGGACUCAGCUAUGAGGACUCUACCACUACCGCUGCUACAAAUGUGUCCGUUAAGCAGCUCCUACUCCCCAUCGUGGGUCUAUGCGGUAUCGAAGGGGGCGGCUACCCCCAACUGGACCUGGUCAUCCUCACGUCGCUGCUCAAGAGCGCCAAACUGCCCGCUCACGUCAUCAUACCUGACGCCGCCACAACAUCAACAACACAGCCGACCGCGGCUGAGAAGCAGGCCGUUUCCAACACGCAGCGCCGCUCUGACGCGCUACUGGAACAGCUGACUGAGCCUCUGAAGACCUCCGGCUCGGUGCUGGCGCCGCACGCGGCCGCCACCGACGAGGACAGCGAGACCGCCCAGCCACAAGCUGAUAUCAAGAAAUGGGUGUCCACCACGGCCGCAUCACUCCUAAUGGAACUCAGAGCGGGUUCAGUGAUUCUCAAAGUGUGCUCAGCUCUGCCGUGCCUACAACGGUAUCUGAGCCGCUGGGAAACGGCCAAGGAGACGGCGGUCUCUCCACAGUUCAACUCUGACGCGUCACUGCAACACUUCCUCGUGAACGAAGUGCUGGUGUGUCGCCUCGCGCUGUCGCUGCCUUGCCUCGAGCCAUUCAACGCCGAGCGUAUAUCGACGCUCAGUGACGUCAGCACCGCUUGGCUUCUCUGUGCUACUGCCCAGGCAUCCUUACACCCGAAGGAUGAGGAGAGCGAACAGCAAACAGCGAGCCUCGUCGAAAGCGCGCUCAGCUUGUAUCAUACAGUUGGAGAGACAUUCCGGGAGAGUACCAGAGCGGGAGGCUAUGUCUACCAAAACCAUCUAAUGAUCGGCGGAUGGGUGCUCCUCUGCGGGCUGCAUCACGCGCUGGCCGGCGCCCCUCUGGUCACAUCCACACCCGGAAAAAGCCCAGCCAAGACACCGUCACGACCAUACAAUUUGACCAAAAUGCAACAAGGCCUCGGCGCGGUCUGGGUGGCGCUCGGCGGCCGUUGCCUCGCGUGGCUCGGCGCCCUACUUUCCGACGCACGUCUAGAAGCCCUAAGCGGCGGUACAACGGGCACUAGUGCCCCGGCGCCUCUCUUGAUCCUCGGGCAGCACACUGCGCACGAGAGGGAGCUGCGGCUCGCCAGCGCCGCGCCUGUACACCAGCUCCUCGUCGCUCUCGGCGUCGUGUGCUACCGCAAAGCGACCAACCUCAAGCGCACGGUGGUGCAGAAACAGAAUGCGGACGCCGACCCGGAGCGGUCCGACUCCACAGUCUACUUCCAAGACAUGACCAUGUGCUCUGAAGACUCGGAGACUGACGAUGACAGCGAGCUGCUAUUCGGCCUCUGGUUCGAGUCUACCCUGGCCGCCGCCAACGCCACAGAGAAUACGAGCAUCGCCCGCACCGGCGGCGCUGACGGGUCAGACGCCGCGGAGCAGCCUUCGAGGCCUCAUCAGGCACUCGUGCCGGACAAAUCUGAGCCUUAUUCUUACAUCCGACUGGCGACUGAAGUGUUCACACUACUGACGGCGGAGAUCAUAAGCCCAGGCUCAGAGCGGCUUGGACAGAACGCAUUACAACUGCACGACGCGCACCAAGCGCUGCUCGCGGCGCUGGCCAAGGAUCUGGACCGGGAGACGGCGCGCACUGACACAGGCACCAUAUCACCCUGCUUCGGCCCCCGCAUCUGCGCGCUCUACGCCUCCUUCAGUUCCGCGCUAGUGCGCUACUUGCACAACCUAAUCAGCGCGCCCGGCUUCGCGUCGCUCCAACCGGCGCUGCACCAGCAGCUGACGAGCGGCACCGAGCGCGGCAACAGCACGCCACUACAGGUGGGCCCGCGAGUCGUGAAGCUCCUCGGCGGCAUGGUGCUAGCCAAGCCGGCGGUAGAAAGAGAGAACAGCAUCCUCGCGAUGUGGCACAAGAUCGUGAAUACGCUGCAGGAAUGCGCGCUGCAGCCGCAGCCAUCACAGGACCACGACUAUGAAGAUUUGAACGUGGAACACGCACAGCUACUAGUCUACCUGUUCCAUUCGCUAACAUUGAUGCAGAAAAAGUCUGUUCUCCUUAUGACAUCAAACGCUAUUAUUAAAGUCGUAGAAACACUGGCCAUAAGCGACAGGAAGCGAGCGAUGACGCUGGCUCCACACCAGCUCAUCUUGACCACGAGGCUGAUGCUGCUUUUAGAAUACCUCAUGAGGCACCUGUAUGAUGCCCCGCAGACGUUACUGCAACAGAUCGAAUGGAACCUCGUAAUAGCAACAGGCCUCGUGCAGUCGCACACCGAGUCCGCCAAUGCCAAAACGACCACAGAGAGCGGUCAGAUGAAGACGCGCAUAUACUGCGAGGUGCCGCACAUUGAGACCGCGUACCGACGGCUGUCGUUGAGCGAGACCUCGAUGCGACCCAAGUUUUAUGCGCUGACCAACUCGGAGAUUAAUAAUCAGGAAAACCCAAAAUUCGACGGGUUAGCAUGCAACUUUGUGCUCGGCACGCCACACAAGCUGAAAUACCCGCUGCUACUUGACGCUCUGCUGGCACUUCUCAACUCCGCUUGCGUUUGCGACAAUCCCGCGUCGCUGUCGUCUCCGGCCGCGCUCUCGGCGGCGCACUACUGCUUCCAGACUGCGUGGAGGCUCGUUGUGAGCAUGCCACCAGCGACGCCCCAUAUGGACAAACUCCAAGCCGGCACGCAAGCCGACCUGCCGUCACCACUGCCGCUCCACGCCAUCAUCUGGGCCCCGAGGGCUGAUAACAAGAAGGUUUUCAAUCCCUGGCUGAAGGACGCGCUGGUCAAGCAGGGCAUGUAUACACAGUAUGCGGAAAACUUGCUCGCUGGAGUGAGUACGUCGUGCGACAACAUGAAAUACCACCUCUGGCUCGCCGGGGAAACUAUCAAGCAUCUCAAGGAUAAUAUUACGCCGAAUGGUCUACCAGCGCUGCUGGACGUAAUAUCAUGCGAUGCGGCGUUAGUACGCCUGAAGCAUAGCCUGGGAGACGGCGCGUGCGCUGAGGUGCAGGAGUUCAUUCCUGACUUGCUGAGCCUGCUGGAGACCGCGUUCGAGUGCUGUCGACUAAGCGCCGAUUUCGAACUAGAAGGGCUGAUGGAGAGCUCCAACAAUCCGUCAAAGGCGGCCGUCCGCCGCGCCCGCAUGAUGGUCAGCGGGACCAACAUGCCGGCGAUCCUCGCGUCCAACACGCUCGGCUGCUGGCUCAGCAUGCAGCUGCCGACCACCGCGGCCGCCGCGCUCGAGCGGCUCUGCUCGCCCCCGCCGAUGGCCGCAGUCAACAUGGAACAAUAUCAAUCCCACAUCAUACCGCUAGAGAGCGCUGUCCUAGCCCUGGUCGCCUCCCACAUCGAACUCAUCAGCGCCAACCAGAAAUACUCCAUCGGCAUGUCUCUGAUGACGCUCGCGUACUCCGCGGCGAAACUUCUAGAGAUCGCCGCGCCGAAGAUAGCCGAGAAUCCUACUUUAAUGAAGAGGACGCUGGAUCUCGUGGUACCUGCUUUGACUGACGGCCGCCUACAAUUCAUGUCUCCCGAGCCACUCGGCGCUACACUGAACAUUCUAGUGCCCGUAGAAACUAAAUCCGUGCAACUCAUACACGAGCAUAUACUGAAGACGACGUAUCCUGUGCUGGUCGAUCACUUGCAGCGGUCUACUGAGAAGACACUGCGGCACAUGGUAAACUACUGGGAGAAAGCCCUAACCAAGGCCGAGGGCCGGCUAGCAUACGAGACCGUGUUCGCCGACGAAUCCGAAUACGUCCUCGCGAAGAUUCUCCUGUCCGUGCCCAACGCGAGGGUCGCGUACGCAGAGAAAGUUAUUGAUUUAUUCAUAAAGAUCUUCGCUGGCUGUGAGAACAACGAGCUCAGCAGCUCCCUCUGCAUAUCGAUAUGCAAAUACAUCGGCGUCGCGGAUCAACAGAAGUUGGCCAGUCUGCUGUCUCACAUUUGUACCAUCACAGGCGCCAAGCGCUCAGCGAAUGCAUCCCCCACCGAAACCGAGCUUCCCACACCAACAUCCACGGCGCCCGAAGGAGGCGCCCACGCGUCGCUAGCGCUCCGCAACGCGCUGCGCAGCGUGUUUAGGACAGAGGGUGAAGCACCCGCGCGGACUGGAGCCCCGGACGCGCCGGCAGGAUCAUCCCAAGCGACGAGAACUGCGGAGGCAGAAGAGAGCUGGGUGGACAGCGAAACAGACAAGACAGUGCUCGUCGAAGAGGCCGCUGCCCUCGACAAGACGAUACUGCUCACAGACGUCGCCAGCGACAACGCGGCACUCCUCACCGCUAUAUGCAAGCACAUCGUGCAACAUUGCGAUGACCAAGUGAGCGAGCGCACGCUGGCUGCGUUAAUCACCGUGUGCGGCGAGAACGCAUGCGCGCCCCUGCUCAUGAAGGAGAUGUGCCGAUUGGCGGACGCCCACUCCGGCGGCGACCACAAGCAGCUGUUCCCGGCGGCGCAGGGCUGGCUGACGACAUGCGUCAACAAACUAAGCGCUCCCGAGGUCUUGGAAAAGCUUGAAGAGGGACAAGUGGAUGAGACCCUGGCGCCGCAGAUAGAGUCGGCCUGCGUUCUACUCUCAUACAUUGCAGACGCUUUGCACGCCAUCAACAACUCACAGCCGCCAAAUUGGCGAUCGGUCAGUCCGACAUGGGAGGCGCCGUACGACCUCGGCUUCGACUUGGACUACGCUGACGAACAGCAGGACGAUGAUGAUACCAGCGCUGAUGACUCCGACGAGGAUGCCAUGCUCCAAUACAAACUAUGCACCUUCACCGUGACCCAACGCGAGUUCAUGAACCAGCAUUGGUAUCACUGCCACACGUGCAAGAUGGUGGACGGCGUCGGUGUAUGCACAGUGUGCGCACGAGUAUGUCAUCGCACACAUGACGUGUCCUAUGCCAAGUUCGGCAAUUUCUUCUGUGACUGCGGCGCGAAGCCUGAUUCUAGCUGCCAAGCUCUAGUGAAGCGCUCCGUGACGCUAGGAGGCGCCCGCUCGGGCGGUGAAGAAGCCCCCCCUGCGCCCUCUUACCGCCGCCGCCCCUCCAGCCCCAUACCGCCCGCGCUGCUCGCGCCGCCGCGCCGGCCUGUGCUCGCCGCCAACAUACAAGGCUGUCGCCAAUACCUAGCGUCGUACCCAGGCUGGGGCGCGUGCAUGGACAAGGUCCGUAAGCUCCUCGACGUGUUGUCCGGCCCGGUGCGAGCGGCGUGCGAGCGCGGCGCAGCAGUCGGCGCGCACGGACGCGCUCAGCGCGCAUUAGCACAGCUCCAUUUAGGCGAGAAGAGAUUCGUGCAUACUGACAACCUUAUGGUGCCGACACUGGGUUCCCAAGAGGGUGCGUUCGAAAACGUCCGCAUGUCGUACACCGGCGAGAACGGCCAGACGAUCCGCCAGCUCAUGUCGAACCACAAGCUGCGCCGUGUCGCGAUGUGCUGUUUGGCGUCGCCGCAGGGCCGCCGGCAGCAUCUCGCCGUGUCGCACGAGAAAGGAAAAAUCACCGUACUCCAGCUAUCCGCCCUGCUCAAACAGGCGGACUCGUCCAAACACAAACUGACCCUCACUCGGCUUUCAUCGGCACCCAUACCGUUUACCGUUCUCACGCUGAGCGGUAACCCGUGGAACGAAGAUUUGCUCGCGGUGUGCGGUAUUAAGGAGUGCCACGUACUGACGUUCAACAGUGGAGGCACAGUGGCAGACCACCUAGUCAUCAACACCGGUCUAGAGGCCAACAACUACAUAAUCAAGGCGCUCUGGCUGCCCGGCUCGCAGACGCAGCUCGCGCUGGUGACGUCGGACUUCGUCAAGAUAUUUGAUCUCAGCAAGGACCUCAGCAAUCCUGUCCAUCACUUCCUGGUCCCUAGCGGAAAGGUCCGAGACGUGACGUUCGUGAACCAAGAAGGCGUGAUGCACAUGAUAUGUAUGAGCUCGGCCGGCCACAUGUACUGGCAACCCACAAGUGAAGAGUCACGGGCCUCUCUUGGCACUUUCUACAUUACUAACACACUGGAGGUUCUGCAUCCGGAGAUACAGGACGUCGCAGGCAUGGUCGGCGGCGGCGGAGUCUCCGUGUACUACUCGCACACGCUCAAAAUGCUGUUCUUCUCAUAUGCUCACGGCAGGAGCUACCUCGCGCCGUUGAGCACUGUCGAAGACAGCGUCAAAGGCACCGCAUUGAUCCCGCAAUCCCUAGCCACCCCGCCCAAAGAAGGCGGUCGCGGGGGCGGCAAGCAGGGCGGCGUCCAGGCCCUCUGCCAAUGGGCGGAGGUCCCCGGACACCCAGGCCUGGUCACAGCUGUGCUGCAGGCUUCCAACAACCCUGUCGUGCUCAUGCUCACGCCUAACAACAUCUUCGUUCAGGAGAUCAAGGUCAUCCCAGCCAAAGCCAAGAUCACAGACAUGGUGGCCGUCCGCCACUGGUGCGGCGGCGGCGGCGAGCAGAAGAGCACCCUCAUUCUCCUCUGCGAAGACGGCAGCUUGAGGAUGUAUGCAGCCAGCCCAGAGCAUACGGGCUUCUGGCUGUCGCCUACGAUACAGCCGACGCAUGCGCCGCGGCGCAGGCCGAGAGCGCUCACGCAUUCUAAAGGGAAAGCUCAGCAGGCGGCCUCAUCAAAGUCCAACUCCAACGGCUCCCCGCAGUUUCCCAUCGAUUUCUUCGAACACUGCGUCGCCAUGUCCGACGUCGAGUUUGGAGGCAAAGACCUCCUGCAGGUCUACAAUACAGCUCAGAUCAAGCACAGGCUAAAUACUACAGGAUUGUACGUGGUGUCCACCAAGAUGACUGGAUUCUCCGUUGAAGUGAUAAACUCUGACCCGAACAUGGUCAUUUGUGGUAUAAGAGUUUUACUCGGCAGUCAAGACGUUGCCAGGACACCCACUUAUAUUGAGAUCCUCGGCCGUACAAUCCCAACCGUGGUCAUCCGCAACCGCUGGUUCGACAUACCCCUCACCCGCGAGGAGUCCCUUCAGUCGGACAAGAAGAUCGUCAUCAACUUCGGACCCUCGCAGGACCCCGACGGCAUCUCUAUGGUGGACUCCGUCAAGGUGUACGGGAAGAAUAAGGAACAGUUCGGGUGGCCUGAGGAGAAUGAGGACCCGUCAUCGUGUCCGUCUUCUAGCAAGACUACACAGGAAACCGAAGGCGCCGCCGGCGCAUGGAAGCCCAGCUCCCUCGAGCGCCUAGCGUGCGCCGCUCUCGAAGCGCUCGAGCUCGGCGCCGGCGCGCCCGUGUCGUCACUGGCCGCGGCCGGCGCAGAAGGCGGCGCGGAGGCGGCUCGCAAGUUGCUCUGCGCGCCGGCCAGCGCCCACCUUCACGCCAGAGCCCAGUGCCUGCUGCGGGCCGUGCACCACCAGCACUACCACCAGUACAAGGACCAAGCAAUCCUGAACUACGUAUGCUCAUCACUACGAGACCUGCGCGCGACCUGCGACCCUCGCAACAUCGAUCCCGAAGCGUUCUUCCGUCUCGUUCUACUAGCGAGAGGGGUAGCUGUCGCUCGCCCCGCGCAUCUUGUCAAAUACAGCGCGCCAACACCACAGCGACCAGCCGAUGGGGACUGGACAGCCCUCUGGAAGGACUCUGAUGACAGCAAAGACCUUCACGUCAUAGCGCUGCUCUCCAGCGUGCUGUGGCGGCUGGCGGCGUGCCGUGGCGCCGCGGGCGGCCCGCCCGGCGUGCUGAGCUACGGGCUGCGGCACGUGGAGCACACGCUGCACGCGCUCGCGGACAUCGUGCACGCUUUCCAGCUGCACGCGGAGCCGUGCUGCGUUGACUUCGGCAAUCAAAUCUACCUGUCUCUACUGCUAGCUGAAGACCAGAGCAUCAGCUUCGGCACAAAGGCGGCCAUAAUGCGGGUCCUCCGCCCUAGAGUCAAGAGGCGACGAGUGUACAUACCUUCACCACCUAACACACCGGGAGUCGGUCCAUCAAGCUCAACAGUGGCGAACGUCGCCCACGCGUCCUCCACCGUGGUCGAGGCCAUAGUAUCCGCGGUGGAGAUGUCCCAGGCUGAACACGAGCAGAAUCAAUACAUGGACGUGGACGACUCGUUAGAGCCUAUGGUGCUGCUUGCACCUGAUGGAGGGCUAGACGCUCUCCUCGACAUCCCGCCAGACGCCGACGACGAGACGAUGGUGGAGCUGGCCAUAGCGCUGUCACUACAAGAGCAACCGCGCCGCGCGCCCCCUGCACCCUCCGCGCCUCCACCGCCCGCGCCCGGCUUCAGCGAUGCCACUGCGUCCCCGCCGGGCUCUGACGACGAAGGCAGCACCGCAGCCACCGAUGGCAGCACGCUCCGCACUUCACCCGCCGAAGCGCCCGGCUCCGCGGGCUCCGAGAGCGGCGGCUCCGGCGCCGACAGCAUCGGUGGCGUGUCCGGCCGUAGCAGCGCUUAUGGGGACGUAGUGUCCACGCCUUCAGCGGGCGCGGUCGCGUCGUCAAACGUCAUCGUGGCCACUUCUAUGACAGCCGGCGCGUCAACCUCCCUGUCUCAACCCGGCGCGUCCACAUCGCGCACAGCCGAGCUUGAGACCGAGACGCGCAAGUUGCACGCGCUGCGGCUGUCUCUGCUCUCCGCCGCUCUGGACGCGCUGCCCACGCUUCGCACGCUUCCCGGCGUGCGCGCCAUACCGUUCGUGCAGGUGGUCCUAAUGCUGGCCGGCGACCUGGAUUCCACCGUGGAAGCGGACCGCGCGGUCCUCGAGCGCCUCCUAGAGCUGCUCGUGUCCGAACUGGACAUGGGCACGGACGAGGACGCGCCCGCCAUCACACCCCCCGUCCACGAGCGGACCAACCGUCGCGAGCUGCAGUUGGUGGUGAUGCGGCUGCUCAGUGUCCUAAUGGCCCGCUGGAAGUCGACCUCCUCCGGCAGCACGACGGCGCGCGAGGGCUCCGGCGCCGCCUGCGCCGCCCACGUGUCCCGCCUCGCCGCCGCCGCGCUCAUACGGGCCGGAGCGCCCCUGCACUGCUACAGGGUGUUGGCUGCCUUGUUACCUUACUGGAAGGACAAGACUGCCAACGCGGGCACAACGACGCCUACAGCGCAGCUGCUGAAGCCGCAAGCGCCGCACCCACUGCCUGACAUGCAGCCAUUCUUCGUCAAGGAAUACGUUAAGAGCCACGCGCUAGACGUGUUCGACAACUACCCCCAACUGCUGAUGGAGAUGGCGCUCCGCCUGCCGUGCCAGAUCCACAAGCACUGUGAGCCCGUGCACUUCGACUCGCGCUGGCGCACGCUGCUCUGCGAGUACAUGAUGAACCAGCAGACUCCGCUCAGGAAACAAGUCCGCAAGCUGCUCCUCUUGCUGUGCGGCACCCGCGACCGCUACCGCCACACCCGCGACGUUCACGCGCUCGACACUCAUCUGAACGCCGCCAAAGCGCUGCUACAGACUGACCCGGCCUACGACAGGCUUGUACAACUCAUGGACCAUUUGAAAGCGUGCGCAGAGAUCGUGAGCGCCCGCACCGGCAACUGGCAGCACACGUGCGCCACGGAGCGCAGAGAGGCGCUCGCGUGGUUGGUGCGCUGCGCGCGGCGCGUGCACCCGCACGUGGCGCCCACCGUGCUGCAGCUGCUGCAGGCCGCGCUCACCGACACCAAGCCGGAGAAGACCCCAUCAGCGUCAGCGUCGACCUCCGAAUGGCAGGAGCGCGAGCGCAGCGCGGACAGCGACGCGUUCGUUUCCGACGGCUCCAAGUUCCAGGAGCAUCGGGUGCCGGUCCUCGUGCAGCAGAUACUCAAACAGGUGUCUCAAGAGGAACUGAAGAUGUUCGUGAAGGCCUUCCUGCUGGAGACGAACUCGACGGCCGUGCGUUGGCAGGCGCACGCUCUGCUACUAGCUAUAUACAACAACUCGCCGCCAGCCGAGCAGGCGUCGCUAGUGUCCCUUCUGUGGGGCAUUUGGCCAACGCUACCCCAAUAUGGACGCAAGGCGGCACAGUUCGUUGACCUCUUGGGGUACUUCACGCUCAAGACCACGGAUAUCGACACCGAGAAAUACGUUGGCAGCGCGGUAGACCUGCUUCGCAGCCAGAACCAGCUCCUAUCCAUGCACGGCAACGCGUCCCUGUACGCCGCUCUCGGCGCCUACGUGGAGCUCGACGGCUACUACUUGGAGUCCGAGCCGUGCCUGGUCUGCAACAACCCCGAGGUGCCCAUGGCGACCAUCAAGCUGCCCACUAUCAAGAUCGAUUCAAAAUUCACAACGACCACCCAGAUAGUGAAGCUGGUGAACAGCCACAUGAUCAGCCGCAUCAGCCUGCGCAUCGGCGACAUCAAGCGCAGCAAGAUGGUGCGCAGCAUCAACUUCUACUACAACAACCGCACCGUGCAGGCGGUGCAGGAGCUCAAGAACAAGCCUGGCAUGUGGCACAAGGCAAAGCGUGUGCAACUCCAGUCCGGUCAAUCGGAGGUCCGCGUCGACUUCCCGCUGCCGAUCGUCGCGUGCAACCUCAUGAUGGAGUACGCCGACUUCUAUGAGAACCAGCAGGCCACAGGCGAAUCCCUGCAAUGCCCUCGUUGCUCGCAAUCUGUACCGGCAAACCCAGGCGUCUGUGCCAACUGCGGCGAGAACGUGUUCCAGUGCCACAAGUGCCGCGCUAUAAACUACGACGAGAAGGACCCGUUCCUGUGUCACGCCUGCGGUUUCUGCAAAUACGCCAAAUUCGACUACACGCUCACCGCGCGCCCCUGCUGCGCCGUGGACAACAUCGAAAACGACGAGGAACGCAAGAAGAUGGUGCAGACCAUUGGUGCGCUGUUGGAUAAGGCCGACCGCGUGUACCGCCAGCUGGUCGCCAACAAACCCGUGCUGGAGUCCCUUGUGCACAAGAUAAGCGAGCACCGCCUGGAAGGGCGCCCCGGCGACGAGAACAGCAAUGCCUCCACCACCUCCUUCGGCGGCGCGCAGAUCAACCGAGUGAUCCAGACCCUCGCGCACAAGUACUGCGUCGACAGCAAGGGGCACUUCGAGGACUUGUCCAAGAUCAUACAGAAGGUGUUGGCUUGCAGGAAAGAACUAGUCGCCUACGAUAGAUCUCAGAGUGAACAACUGAAGGGAGAUACUCUACCAGUAUACGCUGGUUUGGUGCAAAACUAUGACGGAGAACUUACCAAAGAAUCAGGCGGCGGCUGCUACGGCUGCUCGCUGGCCUGCGCCGAGCACUGCCUGACGCUGCUGCGCGCGCUCGCCUCGCAGCCCGAGCACCGCGCGCGCCUCUGCCGCUUCGGGCUCGUGCAGGAGCUGGUGCAGCACAACCUGCACCGGGGGACCCCUCAGUGCCAAGAAGAAGUGCGCGCGCUGAUCUGCCUGGUGACCCGCGACCACCUGCCGGCGACAGAGUCGCUCUGCAGCCUGCUGUCGCAGCGGAUCACGCUUUCGCUCAUGGGGCAUGCCGCCUCGCAAGAUCUCAACAACUCGGUCCGUCCGCUAGUCCUGCUCCUGGGCUCCCUCGUGAAGGUCCAAGACGGCGUGGAAUGCUGGGAGGUCCGCCUCCGCUGCGUGGUCCGCCUGUGGGUGUGGUGCUGCCCGCAGCUCACCGAGGUCGCCGGGCUGCCGUCCGCCGCCAGUGUCAUCCUCAAGCCGGAGGCUCUAGCCGGCAUACCGGGCAUCAACACGUCGUCACCUAACUCGCAUCAAUUCGCCCUACAACAAGUCGCGCUCCCAUGCUUACGCUACAUGCAGCAAUUGAUGGCGCCCGUGCCGCCCGUCGUGUCCGCCAACGGCCAUGCUGACGCCAAGGAGGCUAAGCCGGAAAUCGCUUCAGUGUCCUCCUCGGCCGCGACAGGCGCCCUAACCGCGUCGACCGGCAGCGUGGUCGUGGACCUGGCCGGGUGGCUGGCCGGCGACGUGACGCACAAGGAAUGGCAGCGGCUGGUCGCGCCGCCCGCCGAGAUCGCGCAGCGCCCGCCGCGCGCCGCCUACAUCUCGCACAAAUACGUGGCGCGCUGGAGGGAGAAGAUGUUGCUCUCGCACGGCAUGCGCCCGCUGUCUCUCGAGGACGGCGGCUGGCUGCGGCCCGUCAUGUUCGAGCCGAGCUCGCGCAUCGCGCGCGACACCGCCUGCCAGAUGGUCAAGUCGCUGUGCGACUCGUACGAGCGCAGCAAGGCUGUCCUGAUCCUGCUGACCAGCUUCCUGCCAGAAGUCGGUGCCGCUGGCGAGGCCAGUGAGCAAUUCCUACAACUAUACCAAAGUCUGGCGUCCGAAGCGCCGUGGAAGCAGUUCCUGGCGCUGCGCGGCGUGCUGCAGCAGAUUGCCGACCUCAUGACCAAGGAGAUCGACCAGCUACACCGGCUCGAGGAGACCACGCUCACUUCGGACUUGGCUCAAGGUUACGCGUUAAAGCGCCUCACUGAGCUCCUAGCGAUGUUCCUGGAGGAGCCCGGCGCGCGGCGUACGUACAAGGGCCGGCUGGUGGGCGCCGUGCUCGGCGGGUACCUCUCGCUGCGGCGGCUCGUCGUGCAGCGCACGCGGCUCACCGACGACACGCAGGAGAAGCUGCUCGAGCUGCUCGAGGAGAUGACCACGGGCACAGAAACAGAGACGGCAGAAUUCAUGGCGGUCUGCAUCGAGACCGUACAGAAAUACCCGCUCCACGACUACCGCACCCCCGUCUUCAUCUUCGAGAGGCUCUGCUCCAUCAUCUACCCCGAGGAGAACGACGUGGGCGAGUUCUUCCUCACGCUGGAGAAGGAUCCGCAACAAGAGGACUUCUUACAGGGCCGGAUGUUAGGCAACCCGUACUCCUGUCUCGAGCCCGGCAUGGGCCCCCUGAUGCGAGACGUGAAGAACAAGAUCUGCACCGACUGCGAGCUGGUGGCGCUGCUGGAAGACGACAACGGCAUGGAGCUACUUGUGUGUAACAAGAUCAUGUCGCUCGACCUGCCCGUCAAGGAGGUUUACAAGAAGGUGUGGUGCACAUCGGGCGAAGGAGUCGACGCGAUGCGCGUCGUGUACAGAAUGCGAGGCCUGCUAGGCGACGCUACGGAAGAAUUCGUGGAGACGCUCUCCCAGACUAACGCGGAGACGGUUGACGAUGAACAGGUCUACAGGAUGGCGAACGUGCUGGCUGACUGCGGCGGUCUAGAAGUGAUGCUGCAACGCCUCGCAGCCAUUCAGCGAGUAGGCGCCGCGCGUUCCCUCUGCUCAACUCUACUACGAUUGCUAGGGCUAUGCGCGCGCGUGCGACGCUGCGUGCGCGUGCUGACUCGCGCUAGCACGCGAGCGCUGCCUGUGCUGCUGCACGCGUUGCAGUUAGCCGCUGAUGAGGAGAAGGACUUGCCGCGGGCGUUGCUUGUCUACCAGCUGUUGGAGAUAAUGGAGCGUAUUCUAUCUGUGGCGGCGAGCGAGAGCCUUGAGUCUUUCCUGCAGUUCUCGCUGACUUUCGGCGGACCGGAGUACGUCCAGGCGUUGCUCAACUGCACAGACAAUCCAGGAAUCCGCAGCAACUCCGUAGCCCUCGGGCACCUGACGCGAGUCCUCGCUGCGCUCGUCUACGGCAACGACCUCAAGAUGGCGAUGCUCGUCGAACACUUCAAACCGGUCUUCGUCUUCGACAAACUAGACUCUGAGCAACUGACUGAGGAAGAAUUCCGUAUGGAACUGUUCUGCGUGCUCUGUGCUAAUAUAGAGAGGAAUUCUAUUGGAGGAACGCUCAAGGACUAUCUGAUAUCGUUGGGAGUUGUGAGGGAUGCUUUGGAGUAUAUUGUGAAAAACGCACCGUGCGUGAAACCCACACUAGUUUGCAACGACUCUGACGAGCUAAAAGAGUUCAUCAGUCGACCUGCGCUCAGAUACAUCCUCCGCUUCCUAACCGGACUUGCGGCCGACCACGAGCCCACCCAGAUGCUAGUAUGCGAGAAAGUGAUCCCGAUAGUCCACCGACUGGAGCAGGUGUCGUCCGGCGAGCACGUCGGCUCGCUCGCCGAGAACCUGCUCGAGGCGCUCAAGUCGCAGCCGCAGUGCGCCGCCAAGGUGCAGGAGGCGCGCGAGUUCACCCGCCAGGAGAAGAAGCGUCUUGCGAUGGCGGUGCGCGAGCGGCAGCUGGGCGCGCUCGGCAUGCGCAGCAACGAGCGCGGGCAGGUCACCGCGCAGUGCUCGCUCACGCAGCAGGUCGCCGACCUGGCCGAAGAGGCGGGCGCCGUCUGCUGCAUCUGCCGCGAGGGCUACAAGUACCAGCCCACCAAGGUGUUGGGCAUCUACACAUUCACGAAGCGCUGCCCGGUGGAAGAGUUCGAGGUGCGCGCGCGCAAGACGCUCGGCUACACGACCGUGUCGCACUACAACAUCGUGCACGUCGAGUGUCACAUGGCGGCUGUGCGGCUCGCCCGCGCCAGGGACGAGUGGGAGAGCGCGGCGCUGCAGAACGCAUCGACGCGCUGCAACGGGCUCCUGCCUCUGUGGGGGCCGCACGUGCCCGAGUCCGCCUUCGCCAGCUGCCUCGCGAGGCACACCACCUAUCUUCAGGAAUGCACCGGGCACCGCGACAUCAGCCACACGUGCACCAUCCACGACCUGAAGCUGCUACUGUGGCGGUUCGCGCGAGGCAGGACCUUCCACGACGACACCGGCGGCGGCGGCCCGCUCUCCAACAUGCAGCUCGUGCCCGCGUUGCUGCACAUGGCCCUCUACGUGGUCAACACGUCGCGACUGGUAGCCCGUGAGGUGGCAGCACUGGAGACGUCGCUGGCGUGGGCGGCGGCGCGCCUGCUGUCCUCAGCGCACGACGCCGACGGCCCGCUCUACUACGCCACGCAGAUGCUCCUCGUGUACCCGCUCGUCAAAUGGAAAGCCCACAAGAUCGACACGCUAAAGCGCCUGCUAGUGAUCGGGCACGUCCGCGCCGUAGCCCCGGGCGGGCCGGCGCUGCGAGCCAUAGCGUUCAAGCACCGCGCGCCGCGCCCCUGGGCCGACUACAAGCCCUACGCGCUCUUCAUGGCGCUCAUCGACCAGCUCUACACCACCAUGUUCAAGUCCGUGAACGCCACAACCAUCGACCAGUGGUCCAUCAAACUGGCCGAAUACAUCCGAAACAACGACGAAGCGAACGCCAAAGCUGCCGAGCGGAUCGUCACAACCUUCACCGAUGAGCUGCUCCCGUGCGCCUCCUUCGCAGAGUUCUGCGACGCCGCCGGCCUGCUCGGCGACAUACCCGACCCGGACGCCUGGCUGCAGGCCCUCAUCAAUGAGCAACCCUGAUUCAGGGCGUUACAGGCGGUUCUGGAUAGGGCUGGGACGUCCCAUUGAACGCCUGUACACAUGUUAGGACGGUGUAGUGGGAAUAUAACCAGAAAAAGUGUCAUUGAAAAUGCUCGCGUGCAAUGCGUACUGGCGUGCGGCGCGCUAAUGGGUUAUUUGUGAAAUCUGAACGCAUCAAAGGGCAACACUAGCGUCUUUUGAGCGUCGGCGUCUUGUCGGCGCUAUGGAAAAUGGCGUCGCUGCGUAGUUGCGUCAGCCAUAAAGUUGACUAGACGCUGACGCCCGGGAAACGCUAGUGUUGGUGGCCCUAAAGAUUUCAAUUUCAGUGAUGAUUUUUUUGAGUUGUAUUUUUAUCUCUAAAUUACGUUCAGUAAUGGUCGAAUUACGAACCCUUCAAGUGUAAGGCUUGAUUUAAUUAACUGACGAAUAUUCUAAUCAAUACAAAAAUGACUUGAAGGGACAGAGAUUAGACGAUUAUACGACUGGUUAAUGUGUUCCUUUUACUGCACCUACUUUCAUUAUUGCUUGAUACUGGUGCAAGUUAUCAUUUCGUUACUGAUAUUAUAGCUGUCAUCAGCACCAAACUACUAAAGAAUCUGAAACUUUUGUAGGAGCAUAUUGUCAGUCUCUAUAACUGAAUUGUCUUUGGGAUAUACCCAAGCCGUGUUACAGUACCGGCCUGAGUUAGAAAUGUUGUGCACGUCUUCAAUAUGCAGUUGAAAUGUUAGCGUUGAUGUUUUUAUUAAUUUAAUCUAUUUAUAAUAUAUCUUACCGCUUGAAAUUAAAUUAAUGUUUAAUGUAUUUGGGGCUUUAGGCCGCCUUAUUCUGCUCUAAUAAAGGUUUUGAUUUUA